Messenger RNA from Nilaparvata lugens (brown planthopper), 1523 nucleotides. RefSeq names its product annexin A11. The record is from RefSeq and is a predicted model, not a curated record. The transcript has 8 exons. Gene Ontology annotation, cellular component: cytoplasm. Lineage: Eukaryota; Metazoa; Arthropoda; Insecta; Hemiptera; Delphacidae. Bases 331 to 1422 code for a protein of 363 amino acids. Gene Ontology annotation, molecular function: calcium ion binding; calcium-dependent phospholipid binding.
AAAACGUAUUUCAAGUUUUUGCAUUCGGUAGAAUUUUAUUCAGGUUUUACCUUGAGAGGGCAAUAGUCUGUCAGGUCAAGCCAAAGCAUUUUAUAUAGAUAUGAAUAUCUUAUUGUCAAAUCUUGUAUGAGUACAACAGUUUCUCUCAGAUUAAAACUAGAUCCAAACUGUAGAGUUUUCAGAAACGGUUUAGAAUCGCUUCAAUCUUCUGUAUAGUUCAAACAACAGUAAUCUGCUAGAAAGUGUCUACUAUAGCCUAAUAAUUUAUGAAUCAUCAGAGGUGUUAAUUAGCCUAUAUUAUUGUCAAAGUGUCAAAGAAAAUCAAUAGAAAUGUUUUGUACUAGCUUCCUACUCCUUUUGAUAAUAAUUAUAACAUUGUUUUCUAUCGCUAAUGGUAAUUCAAAUUCUACUUCAAUCAAUGCCAAAAAUGGAACAUAUCCAAGGUUCGUGAACAGUGAAGAGCAAUUGAGUUUGUACAAAGAUGCAAAAAAGCUGAAAGAUGCUAUGUUAGGACUGGGAACAGACGAGGAUACAAUUAUAUCCAUAUUGACGAGUAGGAAAAGUAGCGAAAGAAUGAGAAUAUCAUAUUUCUAUAGACUAGAGUACAACGAUCAAUUCGACUACGACUUAUCAAACGAACUUUCUGGGAAUUUUAAGAAAAUAAUGCUAGCACUGAUGACGGAUCCCAGUGAAUUUCUGGCACAAACCGUUUCUGACUGUAUCAACAAAAAGAAUCCAAUUGACGACAGCUGCGUUAUAUCCAUACUUUGCACUAGAACCAAAGAUGAGCUCAUUGCGAUCAUGAAUAAAUACAUAACAAUAAGCGGACAGACAGACGCACUCCUAAAUCAAAUAGAUGCUAAAAUGAGCGGCGAUUAUAAGAUUUUCAUGAGAACCAUGCUGACGCCUACAAGAUGCCAAGCUCCUGUAAGGUGUAUUCGAGAGAAAGGUCAAGUAAAUCUCACCCUGGUACAAGAAAAUAUUAAAUUGAUACCGAAAAAACCUGAUGACUGUGUUGUUUCCGAGAAUAACCAAGGAUUAAUGACGAUGAUGGCUAAGGACAGUUUUGAGCAGCUCCAUUUAAUUAUUUCCGAAUAUGAGAGAAAACACAACUCCUCUGUCACAGAAGCAAUUACAGCUCAUUGCAGUGAUAAAACACUUGCUCAAGCUUAUAAUACUAUUGUUAGCUACGCCAAGAAUCCAGCAGGAUUCUAUGCUCAAGUGUUGAAAAAGUCCACUGAAGGAUUUGGCACCGACGAUACCACGUUGAUUAGAACGAUAGUCAGUCGACAUGAAAUUGAUUUAGCCGAAAUCAAGCAAACUUAUAAGCAAAUGUAUGGCACUACUUUGGCUGCUGAUGUUGCGGGUGACACUUCAGGCUAUUACAAGAAGGCCCUACUAGCUCUCAUUGGACCACAGUGAGUUUAUCUCAUAGGAUUUGACUAUUUUUUAUUUCUCAUUUUUAUGUAUGCACAUUUAAAUGUAUAUCAAAUAAAACAUAUUCAAUUCCAAGUCAUUGGAAA